AUGUACUCUCCCAGUCAACCGGCACGCACGGUCAGGGAUCUUCCGGACGAGAUUCUGCGCUACAUCGUCCUGGAGCUACCAUACGUCACUCACAGAGGAAAGGCAGACCUGACUUAUCGGUCCCUCACGCAAGUGUGCAGGUGGUUUCGUGGUGUGGUCAUUGGCACUUCAGAGCGUUGGGCAUAUGACAUGAGACCAUAUCGCGGUAUCGACGCCUGGGUUUUUUAUCUCGACCUAGCUCGCCAGCGUCAGCUUCAUGUUCACAUUCGCGAAGCGCUGAGUGUAGAACUCCUUCACGCGAUACGAAAGGAAGCGCACAGGACGAGCGCCAUAUCCAUCAGCAAAAUCCACGCAAGACUCGCUGGCCCCAUUCUCCUUGCCAUCCUUCCCGGGGCCUCGUUUGGUGUGCUCGACCUCUAUGGUCUGAAGGGAGAGCUUCCCCCAAUCAACGCACACCACCUCUCGACCUUGAAGAUCAGAAAGUGCCGUAACAUCAACGACAAGAGCCUGGCGUCCUCUCUCAAGGGUUGCGCGCAGCUACGGGAGCUUGUCCUACACGACCUACCCUCCGUACACUUCCAAGGGAGCGGGCAGAGCAGCGCAGUCGAAGCCGUCAAACUGCUCAACUAUCUUCAGCGACUUGACAUUAGGAAUAUCGGCAAAAGUUCACCAACGUCUGGAAUGGAACCCUUCAUCAGCGCGCUAAAACCUAGCCGGGAUCUCCGCUUCCACAUCUCCGAUCCCAAAUACAAGGUCUUGAUCGCGCUCUUGAAGAACAUGCGCCAUUACAUCAAAGGAGAUCUUUACUUGAAAAUGACGGGCACCACCAUCUCUUUGGGAUCUCACAAGGAAGAUGAGCCGUCAUGCUCCUUCGUCCUCGAGGGAGACUUGGUGUACCUCCCGCGCGCGUUUAGCAGUCUCACAGAACUUGAGACUGGCCUAUCAAAGGUCACCGUGCUUGAUGUGGUCAUUAUGUCUUCGCAAGAGACCCCCAAGCUGGAAAAGCGAGCAUGGCGGGACAUACUCCGAGGCCUACCAAACGUCACGCGUCUAAACAUCUCGUGCCAUCCCGAUCACAGACAAUCUCCUAACAGCAGCCUACUUUUUCACCUAUUUCAGUGCUUGGCAGCACCCGAUACCCCAACCGGCCGUGUUUUCAUCCUAUCUAAACUCCGGCACCUCAGCAUUGACGCUUCGAUAGACGAAAAUUGCGUCCCCGUAUACGACGUCGAGAAGGUCAUAUAUAGGUUCCAGGCAGAGUGCACGUCUCUAGGAGAACCUAGCGUGACGGUGGAGAUGACAGGCUUCAACGACCCGGAGUCGAACAACACCAAAGAGAGACUCCUGCUAGAAGCGCAGGCGGCUGGCUCCGGACUCGAUCUUCUCCUCGUUCAAGGCGGCCAUUGGAUCACAAGCGAGCACAAUGAGAAUGAGAGGACGAAGGGUAAAGGGACAGAUCUAGACCAGUCGGUUCUAGCAAGCCCGUCAAAAACGACCCCUACCGAUGUUUCGUCUUCCACUUCCCUUCCCACAUCCGAUCCCGCCUCAUCUUGCCGAGCAAGCCCCCCGUCGACUUCGAAUCCAUCUCCAUCUGUCUCUCCGAGCGGUGUGAGCGACAGCAGCGACGCGAAGCCUGUCGAGGAGCAGGACACGUCUCUUCAUCAGAAUGGCGACGACGUACCGCCAGCCAGUCACAUAAGCCAGCUGACUACGGGAGGAGAGAAGCCGCCACCUUUUGUAAUAGAAGUGGAGGACAACACAGAGGAUUCAAAAGCUGAGCAGGAGAAAGGUGAGGCGCUGAAGUUGGCGAAGAGAAAGGUACAGACGGAGGAGACGAGACGACAGGCGCUGGCGGCAGAGCCUUCGAGAUCAUAG
This is a messenger RNA of Peniophora sp. CBMAI 1063, 1875 nucleotides long. The record is from the annotation of a GenBank genome assembly. NCBI's taxonomy places the organism in Eukaryota, Fungi, Basidiomycota, Agaricomycetes, Russulales, Peniophoraceae.